Trichobilharzia szidati is the source of this 1466-nucleotide messenger RNA. The record is from the annotation of a GenBank genome assembly. NCBI's taxonomy places the organism in Eukaryota, Metazoa, Platyhelminthes, Trematoda, Strigeidida, Schistosomatidae.
AUGAAGCAGGACAAUGAAAGAGGAGGAUAUUUUAAUCAUACGUCUAACUUCAAUGUAUCCACUUUACUUGGUGAAGACAUGGAAACAAGUCGAAACAAGUCUAACCAUGCAACAAUACAUAAUUCUACAAUACUGGAAAAUAAUAAUCAUGAAAAAGACAUGAAUCCUGUUCACCGAAGUGAAAUUUUCACGACAGACGGUGCAAAUCAACCUAAAAAUACUUCUAGCAUUCCAUGUGUAACUAGUCAAAAUAAUUUACGUCAAGAAGUCAACAAUUCUUCUACAUCUGUGUCAUCUGUAUCGUCUACACACACUAACGCUUUCCAUUCCAACGCGUUUUAUAACACAUACGAUGAUAAUCUUAGUGACAAUAAACCGGUAAAUCUAAGUCUUCCUGUUGGAAGUGUGUCGACAAUAGGAAAUGAUUAUUCACACUUACCUGUAAACACAUUCAAUGAUAUAUAUACAGAUUAUAAUGGAUUAGUGAUGAGGAUUAAUGAAUACUUACAACAAGUAAGUCCAAUGACGCAUUUGUUCUCUCAAUGGCUAUUCACUCACCUCUUAUCCUCCGAUAUGAAUUCAUCACAAUCAAUCGAUAACAACAGUCAUGUAUUGAAUCCUAUGAAUGAAAUGACCACAACUGAUUGGAACAGCAUGUCUACCAAUGAUACUUAUAGUGAAAAUAAUAUUCAAGAAUUGAACAGUAACACUAUCCCUAAUCGAUCAAAUUCUUGCAUUAAUGAAUAUUCAAGUCUAUUAACAUCUGAUCCUCAGUUGUUUAAUACAUGUGCAGAGGAAUCAAAAUCUUUGUUGUCUAAAUCAUCAUUAUCGAAGAAUUUGCAGACACAGGAUUCUUUACUGGUAACACAAAGACGUAAUAUGCAGCAUAGAGCAGUAUUUUCAGAUGUACAACGUCGAGGAUUGGAAUCUGCUUUUCGUAAACAUGCUUAUAUUACUAAACCUGAUAGAAAGUUAUUAGCUGAGCAUUUAGGACUAAGAGAUGCUCAAGUAAAAAUUUGGUUUCAAAAUCGACGAAUGAAAUGGCGUAAUUUAAGACAGAAUUGUAAAAAUCCCUCUGUAAAUACAACUUAUUAUUAUCAUUGUCAAUAUGAAAAAAGACGGAAAUCAAGUACAAAAAAACUAGAAAAAUCGUGUUUCAGUAAUUUAUGUUUGAAUAAACAAUUAAAUCUCACAUGUAAUAAUAAUAAUAAUAACAGCAACAAUGAUUCAUCAAUACUUUCAACUGAAUCAGAAACCGAUUGUAUGGAUCAAGGAAACAGUGUCUCACAUCAACUUGCAAAUAUUCAGUCAACAAUACCAACAGUUAUCAGAACAAAGUAAAGAUUUGUCCAUUCAAAUUGUUUUUAUUUUUCAUUAGGAAAGAAAAUGAGGUAAAUCGAUAAAUCAGAUAAAUCAAUAUUUAGGUACAUUUAUUUGAAUAAUAAUAAUUAUCACUUUUAAACAUU